GUCUCGUCGGAUCGGCGCGGCGGCGAUCGGCUGGUUCCGUGCGUCGCCGUCGGUUCUCAGUCUUGCUCCAGCUCGCGCGCGUUACGGUUCGUUCUCGCGAUCCUCCUCUUCGAUCGCUUCGUCCUCCCGCGACCCUACGUACAUCGCCGAUAUCAGGCGGUGGAGUGUGGAGUAACGCAGAACGCGCGAACACAGUGUGCGGAGAGAUUAAAUCCUUAUCUAUUAUUCCUAUCUCUCUCGGAGUUUAUUUAUCCGUCUCUAUAUAUAUAUAUGUAUAUAUAUAUACAUAUAUAUAUAUAUACACAACGUGCUUUUCUUGUGCUUUUUAGAGAGAGGUUUCGUCCGCGCGAUCCGAUCGUUGGCGGCCGCCGUUGUUGCUUUCGUCAUCGCGGUGGUACGUCGCAUACCACACCGUCUCUCUCUCGUAUAUAUACACCUUUCCCGGUGCGCGCUUCUUGGAUACGCGGUGGUCACGCAUGCACGCAUGGACAAGCAACGGCGACGCGGCACUGCCCAAUGAUGGCCGUGCCGGGGCAUUACCGUUGACGUAGUGAUGUAUUAUUAGUGGUGCGCGUCGCGGGAAAGUGCUCUCUGUGUUGCCCCGUCUCUCUUCGCUCGCUUCGCUCCGCGAAUAUAUAUCUCGGCUCCGAUAAUAAACGCGAAGUGUGCGCCUCUUUUCGUGCUUGUCGGAAAUCAGUGAUUCGCGGUUAAAGGGAGAAGGCACGGUAUAUGUCAAGUGCGUAAUAUUUCGCCUACGCGAGUUCACCCAGUGUCAGAGUUUCAUAUCAGUGUCACGACAGUUUUUACUCGCUCUCGCUUUCUCUUGGUGUGUGUCUCUGUGUGUGUGGAUUAUUGGAUAUACUCGUAUUAUCAUAUUGGGAUAUACUGUUGCGGCCCAGACACCUCGUUCCCGUCGCAGGAUCGAGAGAUCGAGAUUUCGGUUGGUGGAAUCUACCCCAAAGGAAUCCGCGAAAGCCGGAAACGGAGCUGCAAUAACCGAGACGAUCUUUCGCAUCAUUCGGAGAAUAGAAGGUCUCGGGAAUAAGGAUCGAAUGGGAAUAUAUAUAUUUUAAAUUCAUCACUGUGGGCCUCGCGUGUGUAUGGUACAGCCUGCAUAAGGAUCCUUCAACACAUGGCACUGCGAUGAACAAGAUGCAGAGACAAAGCCGGCGUAGCUCGGAGGUGGAGGUUGCGCUUAUGCGCCCUGUAAGCACAGCUGGCUAAUAGCCUCGGAGCCCGUCCCCGACACCCUGCAGCCACACCAGAUUAGCAGUCGGCGUGACAUGGAUGUGAGCUUCACGAACGUGUUAGAGGGGGCUCGCCAGUACUUCCAGGGACUGCCCGUACCUAGUACAGGUGGUGGCGCGGCCACGUCGGUGGAUCUCCACGCGACAUCCUCCACGAAUUCCGCCUCGUCGACAUUGACGACGACGACGCACGAUCAUGAUGCAUCGCAGCCGACUCAGUCAAUCUCGACUUCCGCCAACAGCAACAGCAGCGGUGGCAGUGGCCAGGAGUCGAAUCGUUACCCCACCGACGUCAGACCGUCGUUGUCGGUGGAGACCAGCAAUGCUUCCGGUUCUAAUUUCUGGAAUCCGCACGUGGAACCUUAUCCGCCGCAGCCGACCAAGGUUGAAGUCCCGGACACGAGACCAGGCGAUGAAAGCUCCGCCAUGGAACCUAGUUCCUCUUCCCCUUCGGGCACCGUUACUUUAACCGAAAUGCAACCUUCUAAUCACCAGUCCUCUUCCUCUACCUCCUCCUCCUCCGCCGCCGCUGCCGCCGUCGCCUCAAACAUCGCAUCGUCGACAAACUUCUCGCAAAGAUCACCGCCAGCAUCGUCAUCGUCUUCGUCGUCGUCCUCCAGCGAUCACAAUCAUCAUCACCAGUUGCAUCCUUCGGCUUCAAACUUGUCGUCGCACUUGCAUCAGAUGCAGCCGCCUCAGCCACCACAUUCCCCGGGACCGGUGUAUCAGCAACUCAACAAUGUUAGCAGGUCAUCUUUCAACACGGCGGAUAUGCUCGCCUCAUCUUCGUCACAUCCCGUCUCGACUUAUCAGACGGCGAGCAACAACGAUCGGCAAUCGCAGCCGAUUGUCGUGCAGAGGACUCAAUAUUAUCCGCGUUAUCAUCAUCCGGACAUCACCAAGUGCGCACCGGCUCCGUACUCGCAGAGUUCCAUUUAUCAAUCCGCUAAUGUAGCGCAACCUUCGAGCACGGUUCAACAACCGAGCACGAGGCCGACACCGAUGGAGCAGAACAACACGUCGUCGUCCGGAAUAGUCGCUCAAGGACACUGUCCGCCGGAGCAGCAACGAGUACCCGGUACUUACGGCAGCAAUGUGCCGUCCGUUCAGAAUCCUCUCGGCGGAUCCAAUGUGUACGGAUCCGGCACUCCCUCUUCCUCUCAGAAUUAUCGUUCCUCGAGCCAAUAUCAGCAACAGGCUCAUCGUCUAGCGACCACUUCCGCUUCGAGCCUCAAUGACAGAUCGCAUAGCUCGGAUGGAGCACCGCACUCUUCCACCGUUCCUUUCUCCUCGUCGUCGGCGAUCAGCCCGCGUCAGCCCGCUGCAAACAAUUCCUCCUCCAGUCACAUUCCUUCGCAAUCGCAGUCGCAGAAUCUUCCGGGGCACAUUCCGUCGCCGUCCGCCGCCUCGUCGAUGCAUCAUCAACAGCAGCAGCAGCAGCAGCAACAGCAGCAAUAUACUAGUCGUAUAAAUGUUUCACCGCAUUCACACGGUUCCUCGUACGGAAGUCGCGUGUUACCGCCGCCCCUGCACGGCGUCUCAACGUCGACCUCUUCCGCCGCGGUGGCGAACCAUCCGCAGCAGCAUAUGCCACCACCGCCGAGCAGCUACCAUGCAGGAACAACGCCGUCACCGCAUCACGAGAUGCCGUCGCAUCACGCCACGCCGUCGCCGCAUCACGCAACUCCGUCGCCGCAGCGGCAAUCGCCCCACGUGUCCAAUCUACACAAUCCGCACGCAUCUCCAUCUCCUCAUCAUACGCCUUCGCCGCACAACAGCUUCCAGCCGCACUCGCCGACCUAUCCGCCGCCACCACCGCCGCCGGCUUCGUCGAGAUCGACGCCGCACUCGUACAACCUGUCAUCGGUCACCCCUCAGCAUUAUCAGACGAAUUACACGGCUCGUGAUAUGGCGAUGCCUUACGCAUCGGCGCCGUCGUCACAACCUUCGUACCAUUCCUUCCAGAAGAGCUCACAGUCAGAGUCUCAGGGGAGUAAUUAUUAUUCUCAAUCCGGCCGAUCUCAUAGUCAAUCGUACGGUAUGCAGCAGAUGCUAGCGUCGCAGACGGUAUUUCCCGGUACACCUAGUAGCAACAAUCUAGGUAGCUAUCAACAGAGUGGCAGCAAACACACUACAUACAAUGGCGCGGAGAUCGCGAAGAGAAACGCGAUAGAUGCCGCAACGCCCUACGCUACGCAUCGGAACGCAUCAUCUACGCAGAGGAACAGCAACACGCACAAUCUGCCACCCAUCGCUGCCCUAUCAUCCUAUCAUUCCAACAGGCGAGAACCUUUGGGGAAAUCGGCACAGUCAAUGGUGCAACGACAACGAAUACACUCGACGAAUGCUAAUAGCAAAAUGACACCCGCCGCAAUGCUACCGACGACGCCCUCCUCGAUGCCCGCGCAGAGACUCGCCGAAUACCCGAUGACUCCGGCCUCGGUAAUGAAUCACGCGAUACCAGUGAACGGCAGGACAACCACCGUGACGAACAUGACGUAUGGCAGUCGAUACAGCGGCCAACAAGGCUACCUCUCGUCGUCGUACGCCACUACGCUCGCACCCAGUCAUCACGGCAGCAACUCCACGAGCAGCACCACGGUGACCUCUAUUAGUCACGGCGGUAUCGGCGGCGCGAGGUCUUCCGUUUCAACGAUCCACGCGUAUCAGUCUUCCGACGAGCCUGAUCGAGCGGCGGGAUCGUCGUCUCAUCAUCAUCACCAUCACCAUCAUCAGUCGCGAAUGACGACUGAAAAUUAUGGCUACAAAGAGUAUCCUCCUUAUCAAAACCCAGCGUCGUCUAGCGGUCAGACUGCUCCGGCCGCAGCUAUGGCGAAUUCUCCGUCGCCGAGUAAUACAGUUCGGAAGAGGGAGUCUCCUUUGGACUUAUCCGUAAAGACAGUUAAGACGUCGGCUGAUUCCACGGCGCAGGACGAUCUCGAAGCCACCAGCACCGACAAGCAUGUCAGUAGCUCGGGCUUGGGUACCAUCAGAAGCAACGUGAGCAGACCGAUGCCACCUCCGCCUGCCGUGCAUCAGUCGACGCCAGUUCAGCCGUCGUACUCGUCGUACGAUUCUAGACCUUCGAGCAACAGCUCGAGGAAUCCCAUGCCCGUGACCUGUGUCCGGGCAUCGACGCCGCAGACGGUGUGUGCGCCCAAGGUCGAUUUCCUGCCGGACUUCAACUCAGCGCCGCUACGCCAUCAAUCGCAUCACGAGAAUCCUCUUCGUAGGAGCACCACGCAGUUAUACGUUCCGCCCGCUCAGUCCCUCUCGACCCAUCACGCGAACAAUACGGCACCACUGCCUCACAUGUCCACGUUCAAGAAACGUCCACUGCCCACAUCACUCUAUGACGGUCUGACGAUACCGCCGCCUUCGUCAUCGUCGUCCGCAUCGUCUGCAUCGUAUCUCCAAACGAAUGAUUCUUCGAGGUUCUCCAAGUAUUCCCCGAUGGUGGACCCGUCACGGGUCGGUCCGCCUACACUGCCCGCGCAGGAUUACGCGCCCGACCCCAACAAGUAUUAUUUAGGCGAUAACAGGGCCAAAUUCGAACAGCAGUUCUCUCAGCGUAUGCCGUUCAAGAGGGCCGGGGAAGCAAUUUACGGCGUAGGGAGUCCUAGCAAACAGCCCAGGAUUUCUUGGCGAGUACCAAGCACCGACAAACAGAUCGUCGAGCCGAAGCUGUCGACUGCGAGCGCGCUGAACGAACAGCAGAAACGGCAGGAGAUGAACUUGCCGGUUCCUUUACCGAACGGAACUCUAGUGACACCCGGCGUUUACGAUCAAAGACUCGAUUAUCCCGCACCGGAAUCGUCUAGGUAUCAGCCGGCUUACUGUGAUAAGAAGACCUAUCCGGACUCCAAAAUUGUGAGGAGCUCGCCCUCGUCGUACAAUCACCCGAUAACUUCAAAACCUAACGCGAACAUACAUGUGUUACCGCAACAGUUAAGUGGUGCUUCAUCGAUCUAUUCUCCUUAUCGUCAGACAGUUCAAAAGACGACAAGUUCUCUGAGCGUGACGUCCGGCGGCCAACCGAUAGAUCAACCUAGUAAUACUGGCGCUGACAAGAGAGUGCUCAGUUUGCUAAGGAAUAGUCUGGAGAACAAACAGCAGAGGGAUGAGCUCAACAGCCAGCAGCCUAUUUUGGUUAAUCACAGCCAGCAAAGUUUCCAGAAUAAGGUUGUCGCGCCAGUCGAACCUAAAACGAACAUCGGUAGACACAAUCUGUCACCGUUCACGGCGGCGAGUCUGCUGGAGCGCAACAGCAAUACACCGCCGCAUUACAAGCUCCAUGUUCCGCGAGCAGUAGACUCGAUUACUCAGGAGGCACCGCGCAGCAUGUACGCCUCGAGGGUGAACGCAUCCGCCACGUUACCUGGCAAGGAGGCUUCUCUCGCGGGACCCCGCGGCGCCGAGAAUCAGAUUCAUCGUGACAAGGACGACGGCCUCGCCGCCAUUUUAGCCGCGAAAAUUAGGACGAAGGCAGAACUCAAACAGGUCGGGACCGGACAGUUUACGAAAGCAGCUCCUCAGGAUAUAUCGUCUACGCCGAAAGAGAUCGAUAAUGCGGCCUCGACGUCGACACCGCAGUCCGGUUCGUCCGCGGGCAGCCCGCCGAAACUAACGCGCGAGAAAACGGUCUGUUUGCCGCCCAGAAGACGUUUGUUCUCGAGAACUGAUGAGGACAACAUGCCCGUAGCGGCGACUGUGCCCGCCGUCACAGUCGCAUCCACGGUACCGACCCGAGCGAGCGGAUGCAGAAGUUCGUCCGAAACAUCCGUCUUCGACUUCCAGGAGAGCGACUCCGACGAGAUGCCGGUUCUUGAGCGGCAAACUUUGGAGGAGAUGAGGAGGGACAGGAAACAGUUGUCCAAAGUGCAACCCCCGAUUCCCCUCAAUGAUGCAGUGUGUAUGAAUAUGGCGUCCUCGACAGAUCUCGUGAAGAUAGAGCUGAAGGAAAAUGACAAAAUCAACGAGAUGGAUCCAUUUUGGACUACUGCUUGUGAUAAGUUUAUGGAACAAUUACGCACUGGUGACGCCGUGAAGAAACGCGGACGCAGAAAAAAGGUGAGCGGUACCACGACGUCAAAGCUCGAGGAAGCAGCUAACGACAGUGACAAGGAAUCGGAUACCAAUGCGUCGCAAUCUUGCAAGUCCGAAGAUGUUAAGAAGUUGCUAGAAACGAAUGAGGAUGAUAAAAGUUUGAUCCUUAAAGAUAUCAAGAUCAAGACGGAACCUGGAUUGAAGGAGGACGAGAAACACUCGAGUGACGAUUCGGAUGAAGUACCGUUAAUUAAGAGAAAAAAGGUAGAGGUGAAGAAAGAGGAUAGUGAUUGCGACGAGGAAGAAAUAUGCCGAAGGAGACAGAUUCGUCGCGGCAGUAGGAUCAAGCUCGAAUCCUCCAGCGGCAGUGAAUCCUCGAGCGAGGAUAGCGAUGGUAGUACUACUGAGUUCCAUGGUUCUUCGGUAGCUGACAGACUUCGAGCCAGAAAACGAUCUUCAGUUAACGUGUCCGAAGGUAUGAAACUUCGUUCGAGGGAUACUACUCCCCAUAAAGCGAAGCCAGAGAAAGAGUCCAAAAUGUCCACGCCUCCCAAAGGUGGUGGAACCUCUCAAAAAGCGAAACCAAAACCGUUGUUUGGCGAUGGUAGUGACUUUAGGCCCGGAUGGGAAGAAGAGGUCUACGUGUAUAAAAAGUCUUUGAGAAUGCCACCUAGGUUAAUAACAGUGUCGAAGCCGUCGCGCUUUCAUCGCCUGUCCACGUCAUUGCCGGAUUUGGAUCCCGGUUCGCCGGCACUGUCCGUUUCGAUGGAUAGUUCCGACGUGUGUCUUAGUCGUAACAAGAGGCUGAUAGACAGUGACAUGGAAUCCAAUUAUAGCUUCAGCAUCACUGGGCUUGGUAGCAAAAUCGAUGACGAGGAGGCAACUUCGUCAACCACCGUUUCUUGCCCUCCGAAGACCAUGACAAAACAUUUCCGAUCGGAGAACAAUUCCAUCGUCGAUGUUCUCGCGCAAAAAGUCGGAAGUGGUGGUGGUCAGAAGGACUCGAAGAAGAAGCAGAAUUCGAAGGGUGGUAAAAUUCUUAAUAAGAGCAGCAACGAACCAGAACUUUUGCCGACGCCGGGUCUCGCGUCUCUUACCUCGUCUGAGACCUCGAAGAACUCUAAAAAUAAGAUCUCGAAGAAUAAUAAAAAUCCGAUUAAAGUCACCAACUCCGUCCUUCUCGGUUAUUUCCGCAAAGAGACGGUCAAUAAUUUCCGCGACGCGUUUAAGAACAACCAUACGCUGCCCAAUGAAUUUUCCACUAUGGUGUUGAAGAGCAGAACAAGAACAGAGACGAAGGUCUUGAAGAAGGAGGCGACUAUUCGCGAGGUAUUCGGCGAGGAUAGACCCGCGUCAGCUCCGCCGAUGCAAAAUCACGACGAUACGUCGCAAGACGAUGAUUCGCAGAACGAAACACCAGAAAACGUGUUGGGCAAAGCACGAACGUUGAAGCAGAAAGUGGUCUCUCGUUUGAGAAACGCCGGUAUAUUACGAAGCCACAAGGCGAUCGCGAACUCGAAACGUCGCCUGCUCACCGCCGAGAGGCGGAAAGAUUUGCUUAAGUCGCUCGCGAAUAAAAAAUUAUAUCGCAUCAAGACUGAGAUGGAACAGGAAGAGACGAAUGACGUUAGGGAGGAAGAGAAUAAUGACGAAGAUGACAAGAAUGAUUUGGAUAUGCGUAACAAAAAGAAGCUUAAACUCCGACCUGGUCGACGGAAAUUCCGCUCUGGAUUUGACUACAUACGCAAGAAGAAGAAACCAUUAAAGAAGGACGAGGCAUUGCCGAAAGAAAGGAAAAGACAAAGCCAAGCUAACAAACCAAGUCCGGAAUGUGUGGCCGAUAUUCAAUCUGAAAUCAGGACGUGGGUUAUCAAGAAAGGCGUCGGAGAAACUAUAUUACAUCGCGCUGCCCGCCUUGGUUACACGGACGUGACUGCUUAUUGUCUGGAGAAGCUCAAUAGUGCACCGAGUCCCAAAGACAAUGCGGGAUACACGCCGCUUCACGAAGCGUGUUCCAAAGGUCAUCUGGAGAUCGCGAAACUCUUGUUGGCUUACGGUGCAAACGUCAGCGAGAGUGCUAACGGUGGUAUCAGACCGCUUCACGAAGCAGCGGAGAAUGGUGCUACGGAGCUUGUACGGUUGUUGCUGUCGUAUGGUGCUGAUCCAUUAUUGGCUACCUACUCCGGACAAACGCCGUUGAUGUUGGCCGUCGACACCGAAGCUAACGCUAUUCUAGAACAGCACUUGGCUGAUAUCCAAGGUCGCGUCACUGUACCAUGGUCAUUCGUUGGUCCAGCUUCUGUUUUAGAUCCGGAAGAGACGGGCUACAAUCCACUGGACGACGUUCCAUCGGACAGUCCCGAAUCAGUUGAGCUAAACGAUGUCGAAAUGGAAGUAAGCGAUAUCAACCUACCUGUCCUCUUCACUCUGAACAACGAUCCCGACAAAUGGGUGCUGCUUCAAGAUCUCAUGGCGAUUUUGCGAAUAAAGAGUCGCGAGGCUCUUCUACGUCAGAUCAAUCCGAAGGCGCACUCCGGGCCAUCUGCAAUUGCGCAUCGCGAUGUCAUGCGCGAGCUGAAGCUGCCAGAUUUCCUGGAGCAGACGCGUUGUUGUCACCUGCUGAGUGGCGGCGAAAGAAUUAACGUGCGCGGCUCCAAAGUCACGCUCAUCAAGUACAACGAUAAAGUCAAGUCUCUGCUAAACGUGGAAAAAGUGUUGAUUAGUCUCAGGUGACAGGAGGCAUCUCUGGGGCAGUCAUCUCCCCAGAUAUCGAAACCAUCGACUUCGAUUCUAACCAAGGAACAUCAGAAGAAAAUCGAAGGCAAAGGUAGCACCACAACUACUAUCGUAAAACGUCAGAAAAAGAGACAAGAGACGCGUAAUAAAAAUUCCAAUGGUUGAUUCGGUAGCUAAUGAUAUAUUCAAACUUGACGACAAUUGUGAAAAUCAUGAAUCGAGGGCCGUUUACUUGAAUGUGUUACAAAGAGCAGAAAGUAAAGAACUUAGAUGUAUUAUAAGAAGAAGAACAGCAAGUUCCUGCAACACGUCGCAAGAAUCUUACAAUAAUGAAGAUCAGUUUGACAAUUUUCUGUUUGUCUUAUGUUUUGAACUGAUCGAUACUGAUAAUUGAUUUUCUCUUGUCGAUCAGUAUUUUCUAAUGUACAAUAUUAUAGUGAAAUGAAGUUCGUGAGUAAAGUAACAAGGGACAUAAUGGUUCCGUUCCUGGAUUUAAGUGUAAACUAAUGAAUUUGUUUAUCUGUCCUGUUAAUGUCUUUCGCACGGUAUAAAGAAAGGUGAUCGGUUAUUAGGCCGGAAGUACGAUGCGCAAUCACAAAUUUUGAAACAUAUAAUAAUUCAUUGCAAAUAUAAUAAAUGGGACGAUUUAGUAUCUAAUUAACGCAGCUAAGAGUAUGGAGACAGUAACGGAAACAGCUACCUGUGACAUUAUAUAGCAGUAUUUAAUUGGGAUAUACGUAAAAUAUACGAAUAUCCAUAAAACGAGGAUAUUUUAUUAAUUCUCUUAAGGACUGAUUAAUCAGAAUUGAAAUAAUCAGAGGUUUGUUAACGUAACGCUUUUAGGCGAAUAAAGAAAGAAGAGAAAUGGUUCUUUAAGUGAUGACGACAACAGGCAAAUGAAAAAAAGUCUCUUUCGUGAGAGCUUUUUUUCGAAUGUCGAACCAAGAGAGAGUCUCGCGGAAUAGUAAUAGUAUAAAAUAACGCGAUAUAAUGUAAUUAAAUAAUAGUAAUUUAUCUUAGGAGUGCGAAAAAAUACACAUAGCUAUCGUACCAGAUAUAUUUU
Messenger RNA from Nylanderia fulva, 10092 nucleotides. RefSeq lists its product as uncharacterized. The record is from RefSeq and is a predicted model, not a curated record. Gene Ontology annotation, cellular component: nucleus. Gene Ontology annotation, molecular function: protein binding; transcription corepressor activity. NCBI's taxonomy places the organism in Eukaryota, Metazoa, Arthropoda, Insecta, Hymenoptera, Formicidae. Gene Ontology annotation, biological process: negative regulation of transcription by RNA polymerase II.